This is a messenger RNA of Ylistrum balloti, 1368 nucleotides long. RefSeq lists its product as uncharacterized. The coding region runs from base 1 to 1368 and encodes 455 amino acids. The record is from RefSeq and is a predicted model, not a curated record. The transcript has a single exon. NCBI's taxonomy places the organism in Eukaryota, Metazoa, Mollusca, Bivalvia, Pectinida, Pectinidae. Gene Ontology annotation, molecular function: protein binding.
AUGGUGUUACGGGAACAGACUGUUGUCCAAGUGAGUUCAUUGGUCAAAGACUUGGACAGGACGAUGAAACUGAAUGGCGGAUUGGAGGAUAUUGUCCUCAGUAACAAUCGUCCCUAUGUUCGACGGGAAAAACCCCAAUUAAACUUUGGCAACAACGACCGAGUGAAAGCAUGUAUAGGGAACCAUUUGUUUCAUGCUGUGUUUAAGUGUCGAUUUAAAAAGGUGAAGCUGAUGUUGGACCGCGGCUUCGAUGUGAAUAUGAGGAACAGUUAUGGUUACAGUGUACUGGUAGCUGCCCUUCAUAUCGACGAUAACGACCACCGGGAAAAAAUGUUCCGAAUACUCAUCAACCGUAAUGCCGAUCCCCUCCAGAAGGACCCAAAGCAUGGCCGACACGUCCUCUGCUGGGCGUGCCUCCUUGGUCGUGUCAAUGAAGUUAAGUUCUUGCUUGAUAAAUUCAAGGGAGAUUUUGACCUUCAUGACAAGGACAAAGAAGGAAUGACCAUCCUCCAUCACGCUACGCAGGCUGGACAAGAGGAAGUGGUCUCCAUGCUUGCCAUUGAGUUCCGGCGCUUUGGUUUGUCUGUGGACGUUGUUGACAAUCUGGGGCUUACACCCUAUCUCCACGCGCGACGCCUUGGAUACAGUACCAUCACACGUAUACUACAAGAGCAGGGCCGUGCGUGUCCUGGUCAAGGAGAUAUGUUUACAUUCCGGAGUGGCAGGGAAUGGUCAUCUCUUGGUCGUGAAGAACGACACGUUCAACGGGAACAAGAGCGUUUUGGAGAUUACAUGAAAGCUGCAAUACUUGGUCGAAGUCGAGUUAUACAUCGUUAUCAAAAUCGAGCACCCCUUAUUAAGGUCACACCACCAGCUGACGAAGAUGUGGUAGAUAGUCGAAUAAAAUUUGUUGUCAAGGAAAAAAUUCCAACAGGCGGCACUAAACGUGUAUCGUUCGCCCCUCCCCCUGCGGAACCCAGACCGACUCAUAUAACUUUACCGUCGGAUGUGACCCCUAGACCCAGCAUGGCAUUAACUAUGAUCGACAUGACCCCUGGAAGCAAACAGGUCGAUCAUUUCAAAAGUAGUCAUACGGAAGCAACGAAAAUGGAAACUGGUCGUACUAAUAACAGCCAUGGCGCCACCAUUGCGAAUAUGCUUGGCGUUCUAUCGCAGCAGAACGCCUCCUCCUUCCGACCAACGGUGGUGAUUCCGACGGCGGAACCGGAAGUUCCACAAACCAAACAAAAACGAUCCACAUUGGCCAUACUUUUUGGUAAACAAAAUAAGAAGAAGGUAAAAUCACCACGUGGAUCAGAGAAAAAGAAACAAACGAAGGAAAAGAAAACCAGUAAAACGCGUAAAUAG